AUGUCCAGAGGCACACUGUCCGAUCAUCUGAUCGGCGAAAAGAGUUUUAUUGAUAUUCGUCACAACGCCAUCGAGGGUGAGGCGGCAGCCCUGCUCUACCCUGCUGAUGACGACAGACAGCCGUUGCGCUGUGCACUGACCAUCUCCAACUAUCGCGUUGUGAUUCGUCCCGAGGGGGGCGACAGGGUUGCGGAGGCGCUGGGGUUCUCGCUGCCGCUCCUCUCGAUUGCGUCGUGGAGUGUGCAGCGCAAGCCAAUGAGUGCGUUGCCGCGUGCCGUAUUUCAGUGGGGGUGGGGGCAGGCGGCCACUGAUCACGACACGGCAACGUGCUCGCCAGACGAAAAGACGCCCCCGCCACUUGCCCAAAGUAACUUCCCGUCAGCCGGGUACACGCUGAGGAUCGUCUCAAAGCAUCUUUGGGAGGUGGAGGUUUUACUGCAGGGAGAGCGUCUGGCCACUACUGUGCGGGGCCUCUGGCAAAAAUUAAAUGCCCCGCAACUGAGGUCCAUGCCGGCGUUUGUGCUUUACAGGAAUCGCCACUUCGCACGUUACGAAAACGUCGCUGCGGAUGAUGUUGAGAAUACUGAAGAAACCCGUCGGGCGGAGGAGAGGGGGGAUGGUAGUCGCAGCAUCGACAGGGUUUGUGAGGGUGGCGGUGUCGUGGAGGAUGGAGUUGAGAAUCUCAUGGACAGCAUCGAGUUUGGCUGGAAUUUGUACGAUGCGGAGCGAGAGCUUGAGAGGCAGCUCUCGCUGCUUCCCGGCACGGCGGUGCCAAGCCCGAGUGAUACUUCCCGCGCUGGCACCAUGCGCGACCUGCGGCCGUGGUUUCGCUUGACUUGCGUCAAGCAGCCAAGCAACGGCUACGGCAAGUCGCCGACGUACCCGUUUCGUGUGGUGGUUCCCAACGCCGCCAGCGACGAGCUGUUGGAAACUGCAAUGACCACCCGCUCCCGCGCACGGUUUCCCGUCGUGUCGUUUGUGCACCUGGGAAGCGGCGCCGUGCUUGCACGCGCCUCGCAGCCCUUAAUGAGGUCCCCAGCGCUGCUUCAGGACGGUGAGUUAUGCCGUAUGUUUACAAACAGCGGCUAUCAUGCCCACAACGCCGAACCCCGCAGUGAGGUGUCUGUGUCUGUGUCGGUUGCUCCGCUCAGCAGCAGGCCGAUGCCGCCGCCCUCACUCUUCGACACGUCGUUGGAUGAGCCUCAGGCGAUGCGUCUGCCCCCAGGCGUGCAGAAGGACACAACUGCAGCGGCCACGCGAUCUCAACGAACUCUCUUCGUCUUUGACUGCCGACCCUCCAACGCGGCCCAUGCAAAUCUUGCCAUGGGCGGGGGCUACGAGGGCGGUGCCACCCACGACUUCUGCGAAGUCAAGUUCCACGGCAUUGAAAACAUUCACAAUGUCUCAAAGUCUUUUGCAAAGUUAAAGACCCUCAUUCAUCGGUACAAUGGAAAGCAGGCUAGGGAGGAUUUUCUUCUGCAGCUUGACGGGACGCGGUGGCUGGAUUAUGUCCAACGUGUUUUGAUCUGCUCUAACAAGAUUGCCGAGUCUCUCGACCUCGGUAACUCCUGCCUUGUGCACUGCACCGAUGGGUGGGAUCGCACCCCGCAGUGCACCGCCACCGCCAUGUUGCUGCUGGACCCUUUUUAUCGCACCAUUAUCGGGUUUUGUGUGCUGGUGGAAAAGGAGUUUUGCUCGUUUGGGCACAAGUUUGCAGAGCGGUGUGAUCAUCAGGUGUUGGGGGAGACCAGCUACGCCUCCGACGCGGGGGUUACUGGGUCCGACACGGACGCGCAGCAAUCAGCCGCAAAGUUGCAGCCCUCACCCAUCUUUGUGCAAUGGAUGGACGUGGUGUUUCAGGUGGUGCGGCAGUUUCCACGGCAGUUUGAGUUUACCACACGACUGCUGGAGUACCUUAGCGAGGAGGUGUACGCCUGCCUCUACGGGACGUUUCUUUGCAACGGGGAGAAGGAACGCAUGUUUGAGGGGGUGCGUCUGGGCACGGCCUCCAUCUGGACACACGUGGUGCGUGCCGCGGCGAGGGAACGCGCAGGGAAAUCACCGCUCUACUUCGUCAACGACGCCUACGACUCUGCGACAGCCUGGCAGUACAUCUCAAAGAAACGGGGAAGUGGUAUUCAGCGGCUUUCACCCAACUGCAGCAGCAAACGUCUUGUAUUUUGGGAGUCCUUUUACCUGCGGCACGAUGGGGACAACUGUUCUAUAGAGCUUUGCGAUGGGACACAGAAAGUGACGAAAAAAUUGAUGUUUCACAAAGCGUGGGAAGAAUACUUCGAUGAAUUUCUGCGGGACUCGUGUGUGGAACGUAGAGAGGAGGUGUCAGACAUGCGGCGACGGUUGCAAAACCUUUGUGUUGGGCGUUCAACGGCUACCGCUGCGAGCACCGCGUCCGGGAAGGGUAACUCUAAGAUGUGCAGUCAGUGUCACAAGACGCUUGGAUUCUUUUCCUUGCGGGAGCAGUGCGUUAGAUGCGGCUCCACCCUGUGUAGCAGUUGUGCAAACUCCGGCCCUGGCAGCUUCAAGCUGUGCCUGGACUGUUACAAGCUGUGUGAAUGGGAUAGUCAGUAG
This is a messenger RNA of Trypanosoma rangeli, 2589 nucleotides long. Its product is annotated as zinc-binding phosphatase. NCBI's taxonomy places the organism in Eukaryota, Euglenozoa, Kinetoplastea, Trypanosomatida, Trypanosomatidae. The transcript has a single exon. The record is from RefSeq and is a predicted model, not a curated record. The coding region runs from base 1 to 2589 and encodes 862 amino acids.